AUGCCCAUCUCUUGGGUUCUCAAGCCACUCGCCAUUGCAUCCGCUGUGGCAUUUGGCGCGCUCGGUAUCCUCGGUCGCAAGUACCAGAAGGCGCGCCUCUACUUCAAUGUUACCAUCUACCUCACCACUCUCGCCACUACCAGUGUCUGGGGCAUCCUGGUCACCAUCCUCGCAUCAGCUACUGGCCAGAGGCUCAAUAUCAACUAUUAUGUCGCACGUUCAUUCUACAAGAUCUGCGGGCCACUCGUCGGCAUCAAGGUCAUUGUCGAGGGCGAGGAGCACCUCGACCGGCUCUCCACUGCCAACAACGGCAAGCACCAAAGUGCUGUUGUCAUCGCCAACCACCAGAGCAUGCUCGACAUUCUGUUCCUUGGCCGUGUCUUCCCGGAACGCACCGUCAUCAUGGCCAAGAAGGAGCUCAAGUACUCACCUCUCCUCGGGCAGUACAUGCACGCGUCGGGCGCCGUAUUCAUCGACCGCAAGAACCGCAAGAGUUCGCACAACACUGUCGCCCAGGCUGGUGAGGACAUGAAGCGUCGGGGCGUUUCCCUCUGGGUGUUCCCCGAGGGCACGCGCUCUCUCAACCCCGAACCGACAUUGCUCCCGUUCAAGAAGGGCGCGUUCCACCUUGCAGUCCAGGCCCAGGUGCCCGUCCUGUGCAUCGUCUGCGAAAACUACAACCGCGUGUUCGACGGCCGCACCCGCUUCGAGCCCGGCACUCUUCGCGUCAGGAUCCUGCCCCCGAUCUCCACAAAGGGGCUCACGGUUGACGAUGUGUCGAGCCUCACAGAGUCGACGCGUGAGGCCAUGCUCACUGCGCUCAAGGAGAUUUCGAAGCCAGUCCCUUCCGCCGCCAAGACUGCUGCUGCCAUUGAGACGUCCGUCUCCAAAGCCACUGCGCUUGAGAGGGUCCGCAGUUCUGAAAAGAACAGCGUUGACCAGCGCUUCGUGGCCAGCUCCGCGUCCGACUCUGCUUUGAGCGAGCCCACAAGUCGUGACACGACCGAGGAUGAACUUGACGGCGACGCAGUGCUGCUCAAGAGACCAAAGGCCGAGUAA
Molecule: messenger RNA, 1059 nt
Organism: Cutaneotrichosporon cavernicola
Lineage: Eukaryota; Fungi; Basidiomycota; Tremellomycetes; Trichosporonales; Trichosporonaceae
Gene: SLC1
Exons: 5
Coding region: 1-1059 (352 amino acids)
Biological process (GO): phosphatidic acid biosynthetic process
Cellular component (GO): endoplasmic reticulum; membrane
Molecular function (GO): 1-acylglycerol-3-phosphate O-acyltransferase activity
Source: RefSeq, a predicted model, not a curated record